CGGAAGUGAAGUGACUAAGAACAGUUUCUACGUUAGCGUUUUUAUUGUUGUUAUUUAGACAAUUAUUAUUAUUACCCUGGAACUUAAAAUAUGACUCAUUUAGCUGCACAGCAUCACAUACUUACCCCAGGUAGUGUUUAAUUCACGUUGGAGACAGAACUUGGUUGAUAGAUGUUAUCUGGUUAACAUUAGCUAACAAUGGCUAACUGUAACAGUAACGUUAUGGUUUUUCACACUCAAAUAGCCUCCAUCAUGGAGGUGUUAGCGAAUGCAGCCGUUGCAGAAAUCUGUAAACUCGUAGACGACGACUAUGCAGUGUUUCGUUUGGAAAUAACUCAAAGCCAGAAAGAAAACAGGACAUUGCGGAGGAAACUACAGCAAGUAGAACUGAAGGUGGCACGGGAGCGCGCAGAGAGGACAAUGCGAGAGCGCGUCCCCGCCAGCCCGAAUAGUGUCAAGAUCCUCGACCGAUACAGAGGAAUGGCAAGAGGUGAAGGACAUCCCACUGAAGGCCACAGGAGCUUUGUGAAGCCAGCGGAACACAACGCGUGGAGAGAUGACCAACCCAUAGCUAUAGAUGAGGGGAGUGGAACCUCAACCCAGCAUGUUAUUGUGAUAGAGUCAGCAGAUGCAGAGGCUGCAGGUCCUGGGGUCAAGCAGAAGGGGUCUGAAAGAGUGGAGGACCCACGACACAGCAGAGACAUCGAGACUGGAGCAGCGGCAGGAGUGACGCCCCCUGUAGCCACGGAGCACCUCGCCACCGCCACAGCGCCCCAGGCCAGGACCCGACGCAGCAUCACGGAGGAGGAAGAAGCUCCAGAGGUGCUGCUGGUGAAGGAGGAGGGGUGUGAGGAGGGUCUGAGGAAUACUGUGGGGACCAUGGUAAUGGAGAACAACCAGACUACACCUCCUCCUGAACCCACAGAGGAACCAGCUGAGCAGAAAAGGACCACACACAGUCUCCCUGAGUCAGUAGACAUGGAGGAUGGGAAGCCUGAUCUGCUACUAGUCAAAGAGGAGAUUAUAGAAGACGGACCAGAGAGCAUUGACCUGCUGAGUGGACUAAAGAUGGGGGAGCAAGGUGGUUGGCUGGAGGCUAACAGAGAAGACUGGGCAGCCAUCUUGGAUUCCCAGAACCAGGCUGGUGCAGCCAGGGACCCUGGGGACAACAUCACCGAGCAGGCCAGGACCAGAGGCAACAUAGUGGAGUCUGCAGUCCAUGAGGACCUGCUGAUAUCCGGUGCUGCUGGCAGGCGAGACUGGACCUCUGAGACGGCUGGUCACAAACCUUGGUUCCGGAUCAGGACCCUGGAUCAGGAGCCAUCGCUUUUCCUUUCCGAGUCAGAAACAGAACCAAACCGUGAGGGGCAGAGACUCCACCACCACACAGAACACAACCAGUGGACAGGUGGACUAAACAACCUCAGUCCUACUGGUCAUCAGAUAGACAGAGGCUCCAGUCUGCAGCCCAGACCCUUCUCUUCACAGUCUCAGUGUAGUGAUGAAGCAGCGCCUGGGGCUGAUGGAGAUAGGCCCUCCUGUUCCUAUGAUACAAACACCACAGUAUCCAUGAUGAACAAUUCAGGUCACCCUGGGCUUCAGCCUUCACAGAGAGUAGUGGGAGACACCCCCGGUGGGAGUCUAACAGGAAGUCUGUCUUCUCCUUCAGGAUCUUGUCUAAUGCCUGGUGACUGGGUUCAUAGAAGACCUGGACCUGGGUCUAUCCUUCCUCAGUUACCUCAUGGUUACUCCACCAAUACAGACAGGGUCAGGAUGGGCAUUCACCAUAAGAGGUACCUAGCCUAUAACACAACACACAAUCCCAACACCCAAACAAUGGCUAGAGGUCAAGGAUGGAGCUCAAAUACUAACCACCUGAGGGUGGUGGCUCCUGCUUCUACCUCCUCUGGUGUCAUUGGGUCACAACGUGGGAGGCCGAGUAAUAGGACGGACGCUGACAAGCCGUACGCCUGCCCCACAUGUGGGAAGCGCUUCGCUAGGGCAGACUAUUUGAGGGAGCACCAGGCCGUUCACACCAAGGAGAGGCCCUUCAAGUGCAAACUAUGUUACAAGAGCUUCUCUUUCCUGACUAACCUUAUCAGACAUAGGAGUGUCCACAACCGGGAGAAAUUGUAACAGUGUGGCUCGAGAUGUACGCAGGGGAUAUCUGGGAACUAUUCUUAAUUUAACAUAUAGUUGUGAAGUGUUUUGGGGAAGAGGGUAAUUAACCACAUACCCUUCAUUAACCCUUUGUUAACUUGUCAUUUGAAACAGGCUUGGAUACACCUGUUUUUGGAGAGACAGUAAACCUAGGCUAAAACAAGGACAGUUGAAUAUUUACCUUACUGAGGUGAUGGAAGGUAGAUGGAAUAAAGUCAUUAUAUUCUUUUCUACUCUAUUCUUGUUCACACACUGUUCUUUCUAAACAAGUCUGCCCUCAGCUUGAAAGAUACUGAUCAUGGGAGAUUUGAUGUGUAAUGUAAUAAACAGUACCGUAAUUCAAAGA
Messenger RNA from Salmo salar (Atlantic salmon), 2506 nucleotides. RefSeq lists its product as uncharacterized. Gene Ontology annotation, cellular component: nucleus. Gene Ontology annotation, biological process: regulation of gene expression. The record is from RefSeq and is a predicted model, not a curated record. Lineage: Eukaryota; Metazoa; Chordata; Actinopteri; Salmoniformes; Salmonidae.